UUAUAAACUCAAUUAACAAAUUUCAAUAUUUGAAUUAAAAUCAUAUUAAAUUAAAAUCAAUUUUAGCAUAAUGAUGUUAUUAAUUUUGCUUGCUACUUUUUUAACUUUUACAACAAAUUCAUUGCAAUUGUCAACUAAUUAUGAAGAUGUUAAUGAAUUAAUUAAUUACAUCAAUAAUCUGAACACAACGUGGAAGGCCGGUAAAAACUCGUAUACGUCGGAGGACAUCAAAGUAAGGUUGGGUGCAUUGGAGGAACCGGAUCUGGUUUUUCUCAAACAUGAAAUCGAUGAAAAUAUUGAAAUCCCCGAGUCGUUUGAUGCCCGGGAAGAGUGGCCUCAUUGUGAGUCUAUUAAGGAAAUUAGAGAUCAGGGCUCAUGUGGUUCGUGUUGGGCCUUAGCAGUGGUGGAGGCCAUCUCUGACCGCAUAUGUAUUGCCACUAAAGGACAACAACAGGUGGAAAUAUCGGCCGAAAAUUUGAUUGCAUGUUGCGAUACGUGUGGUAUGGGAUGUAUGGGCGGUUGGUCUUUUGCUUCGUGGGACUUCUAUGUCAAUACAGGUUACGUGACGGGUGGUCUAUACAAUAGCAAAAAGGGAUGUCAGCCCUACAGUAUAGCUGGUUGUGGUUCUGGUCCUCUGCCGCCCUGUAAGAAAGUGUUAGAACCAACCCCUCAGUGUCAACACAAAUGCAUUGACGGAUAUAACAUGACUUAUGCUGAAGACAAACAUUACGGUAAAAAGUCAUACGGUUUCUCAAAUGAUAAUAAAGCUCUUCAGAUUGAUAUCAUGCAAAACGGACCGGUCGUCACCUCAUUCACCGUUUACGACGAUUUUGCUAUUUAUAAGUCCGGUGUAUAUCAACGAACAUCUGGACAAGUGGUCGGCGGUCAUGCCGUCAAAGUCAUUGGUUGGGGCGUUGAAAAUGGUGUCGACUACUGGAUUGUGGCCAACUCGUGGAACACCUAUUGGGGAGAUAAGGGCUUCUUCAAGAUUAGGAGGGGUACUAAUGAAUGCAACUUUGAAAUAGACUGACCACCCAAUUUAUUAGUAAACCUGUAUAAUAGUAUAAAAUUAUUAUUUUCACCUGUAUUUUCCUGUAUAUUAAAUAUUAUAUUCCUGUAUGUUA
Oppia nitens is the source of this 1124-nucleotide messenger RNA. RefSeq names its product cathepsin B-like. Gene Ontology annotation, molecular function: cysteine-type endopeptidase activity. Gene Ontology annotation, biological process: regulation of catalytic activity. NCBI's taxonomy places the organism in Eukaryota, Metazoa, Arthropoda, Arachnida, Sarcoptiformes, Oppiidae. The record is from RefSeq and is a predicted model, not a curated record. The coding region runs from base 71 to 1030 and encodes 319 amino acids. Gene Ontology annotation, cellular component: lysosome. The transcript has 4 exons.